UGUCCCCCGUACACUUUCGGGUUUCGGCGGUGUCAAAAAAAAAAAACAAACACAAACACCUCGCCGGAGACCGAAACAAAAUCCCGGGGACGGGGCGUAGGGGAGACGGGGAAGCGCAGAGCGAUGAGGAGGGAGACGCCGAGCAGAUAUUACAUGCAGUGAAUGUCCAUGCAGAAAUUUUGCAUUGGAAACAUCUGAAUGGCGGAACCGAGAUAAGGGGGGGUGAUCGAGGGGAAAUGGGACCAGACACAGGUUCUGGAGAGACGGUGUGGUGUUGACACCGGUGAAUUGGAGACAAGUCCAAAAAAGGAGAAAAAAAGAGUGGGGGGCGAAGGAAAAGACGGAGAAUCAACGACAAAGCUAGCGUGCUAGCUAGCGAUCUACAUUUGGGGCAAUGAAGAAAGGACGAUGGCAGAAGGCUAGAGAUACAGACUUGCAGCCCCCGCCCCAGCAUUGCCCCAGUUCUCCUGUCUUGUCUCCCCCCCGAACCCCACCCCCCCACUCCUUCUUUCCUGUUCUUUUCAUCUCUGCCCAGCCCAUCUCCGCCUAACUCUUUAUGUGUGCUGAAUGUAUUUCCUGAUGUUACGUGUGUGCAUUCUGCUGUGUAAGGUCUGAGUCGGUUAGUUCUCUUUCCGCCGUGAACCACUAAUAUGAAUCUCUUAACCGCCAUUCCGUCCACGUCACAGUAGAUUCUCAUCACCUUUCACCAUCAAACCUCCUGCACUCUUAUUGGACCUGUAUGUUCCCUCCCUGCAUUCUGAUUGGUUCUCUUGUGUUGGUCUGUUUCUAACUGCCUUCUGUAUCGACAUUCUACUCUUUUCCCUGCUGUAGUCUUUUCCUCACUCCGCUCUCUCCUGUGGUGUCAUUGGGCCAUGGUGCGCAAGAAAGGGUCCCUCAUCUUGUGUGGAGCUUUCCUAUUUGUCGCCUGGAAUGCCUUGCUCCUCCUCUUCCUUUGGGGGAGGCCUCCCAUUGGUCGACUCGGGGAGGUGGGUGGCGCCGAGCCAGGUGGCGGCAAAGAGUGGGGAGUGGCGGCUGGCAAAGGAGGCGGGGCCGACCUGGCUGGGGAAGUGAUCCGAUUGGCCGAGGAGGUGGAGUCUGAGCUUGAGACUCAGAAGCAUCUCCUGAAGCAGAUACAGAGUCACAGGUCGCUAUGGGAACGGCGAAAGGAAAUGGGGAAGAGGGAAACGGAAAUUGCGAAGGAGAAGAAGAAGAACGAUGAAAAGGUUGAGAUCAAGCAUCCCCAACAGUCUCCACAGCCUCCUCCGAAAAAGACCGCCAUCGACAACGCGGACCAAAGUAACGGAAAAAACGCUCAGGACCCGAUCGCCUCACCUCUCCCUGACUCGAAGGACAGAGAACAGACAAUAAACAAUGAGAAGUUACCAAGCACCGCCGCUCCUGUGCAGGUGGUCAUCCCCAUCCUGGUCAUCGCCUGCGACAGAGUGACGGUGAAGAGGAGCCUGGACAAGCUCAUACAGUACCGCCCCUCUGCCGAACUCUACCCAAUCAUAGUCAGCCAGGACUGCGGCCACGCCGAGACGGCUCAGGUGAUUGGCUCGUACGGCAGUCAGGUGACCCACCUCAGGCAGCCCGACAUCUCGGACAUCCGUGUGCGACCGGAACACAGGAAGUUCCAGGGAUACUACAAGAUUGCCAGACACUAUCGCUGGGCCCUGAACCAGGUGUUCAACCAGCUGUCCUACUCCACCGUGGUCAUAGUGGAGGAUGACUUGGAGGUGGCGCCGGACUUUUUCGAGUACUUCCGGGCGCUGUACCCCAUCCUGAGCUCGGACCCGACCCUGUGGUGCGUGUCGGCCUGGAACGACAACGGCAGGGACGGGCUGGUGGACCCGGGGAAGCCCGGCCUGCUGUACAGGACCGACUUCUUCCCCGGCCUGGGCUGGAUGCUGCUAAGGGAGCUGUGGGAGGAGCUGGAGCCCAAGUGGCCCGCGGCAUUCUGGGACGACUGGAUGCGGCAGCCGGACCAGCGGCGGGACCGGUCCUGCGUCCGGCCCGAGAUCUCCAGGACUAUAACCUUCGGCCGCAAGGGCGUGAGCCUGGGUCAGUUCUUUGACCAGUACCUGCGCUACAUCAAGCUGAACACUGAAUUUGUGCCUUUCACCAAGCUGGACCUGUCCUACCUGGUCAGGGAGAGGUACAAUGAGAACUUUGAGAGGGAGGUCUACGGCGCCCCCAUAGUGAAGGUGGAGGAACUGCAGCAAAGGGGCGGGCUGGUUGGAGAGGGUCCGUUUCGGGUAGAGUACUCCAGUCGGGACAGUUUUAAGGUCCUGGCCCGCAACUUGGGGGUGAUGGACGACUUGAAGUCGGGUGUUCCCAGGGCGGGGUACAGGGGCGUGGUGAGCUUCCUGUCGCGGGGCCGAAGGAUCUACUUAGCACCCCCUGCUGGUUGGACCCAUUAUGACACCAGCUGGAGUUGAGGGCGGUGAAAAGAG
Molecule: messenger RNA, 2453 nt
Organism: Megalops cyprinoides (Indo-Pacific tarpon)
Lineage: Eukaryota; Metazoa; Chordata; Actinopteri; Elopiformes; Megalopidae
Gene: mgat1b
Product: alpha-1,3-mannosyl-glycoprotein 2-beta-N-acetylglucosaminyltransferase b
Exons: 3
Coding region: 873-2438 (521 amino acids)
Biological process (GO): protein N-linked glycosylation
Cellular component (GO): Golgi apparatus
Molecular function (GO): alpha-1,3-mannosylglycoprotein 2-beta-N-acetylglucosaminyltransferase activity
Source: RefSeq, a predicted model, not a curated record